Molecule: messenger RNA, 423 nt
Organism: Vicia faba (fava bean)
Lineage: Eukaryota; Viridiplantae; Streptophyta; Magnoliopsida; Fabales; Fabaceae
Source: the annotation of a GenBank genome assembly
AUGCCCCCGGAUCCGAGAGUGUCGCGUUCAUCGUCUUGGGCAAUGGUUGAUAACUUAGACGCCUUAGGAAAUUUUAAUUGGCCGAAAGUUAUCUUUGAUAAUCUCCAUGCCUCAUUCGCGAAACUUAAGCAUUUGAAGGAUGACCCGGAUAAGGAACAACACUACUUCAGCGGGUUCGCUCCAAUUUUUGAGGCCGUUGUAUUUAGUAGAAUACAAUCCUUAGCGCCAAAGCCAAAGCCAGAGCUUGUUUGUCUCCAUCCUCCCAUACAAAGUUACAGUAGUAAAAGGACCGGAUGGAGGCCGCUGAACACGAUCGAAGCCUCAGAGCCAAAUGCUGUGGCACUGUGGACAAUUCAUCCUAUCUGGGUUGGGCCCUGUGUGGAUAGGAUGAAUUGUCCACACAGUGCCACAACAUUUGGCUAA